Armigeres subalbatus is the source of this 2605-nucleotide messenger RNA. Its product is annotated as armadillo repeat-containing protein 8-like. Gene Ontology annotation, molecular function: protein binding. The record is from RefSeq and is a predicted model, not a curated record. Gene Ontology annotation, cellular component: GID complex. Gene Ontology annotation, biological process: proteasome-mediated ubiquitin-dependent protein catabolic process. Lineage: Eukaryota; Metazoa; Arthropoda; Insecta; Diptera; Culicidae.
AAUGUGAAAAAAUAAAUUGCGUGUGUUUUGGAUUCGCUUGCAGUCGGUUAGUUUUUCGGAAUUUUACCGUAAAAAAGUGAUCCAAUCUUCGCCGAAAAUUGCUGCAAACUGUGCACCGAUGGCUCUGGAACCGUUUGCGUGUUUUAUGGACGUGGAACAUUCCCGUUCGUACAUCGACGAGCUCUAUUCGGAGGACAACUACAAGUGCCAGGAGGCGAUCGUGUGCUUGAAGAAUGCGGUCAUCGGGUCGAACAAGAAGAAAGGCUCCGUUAUUUCACAGGGCAUCGUGCCCCGUUUGAUCUCCCUCCUCCGGGACGACACGAAGGAUCCGAACCUGCGCCUGGAUGCAGCCAUCGUCAUCGGAUCGCUUGCCAAAGGAACAGAAUCUCAGGUGCACUCGUUGAUCUACUGCGAGACGGUACAGGUGCUGCUGGGAAUUGUGCUCAGUCCGGGUACCGACAGACGCCUCAUGGAAACCUGCCUCGGAGCACUAAAAACCAUUCUGCAGUAUCCGUUUGCACCUAUUGAACUAUUGCACUGUAACAUAGGCAAUCUGGUGCGAUUGAUACAGCUGGCUUCGCGUAGCUCCAUCCAGUGUCAGGUGUACGUGGCCAACAUCUUCGUUCCCCUUUGCCACUCAUCCCACCAGCAGAAGAAUCUCUGUCAGGCCAACGUAAUUCCGUUCCUCGUCAGACUGAUGAUCAGUCAUCUCACGAUCCUACAAGUACCUGCUCUCAAGUGUCUCGCUGCUAUGUGUUUCACCAACAAGUACGUAUCGGACAACGUAUGUAUGACCUGUCACGAGGAACGAUCUAUUCUGGAUAUUCUCACCGAGCUUCUUUCGCGAACCCGCGACGUCCAGAUUCAACUCUCAGCAAGUCGCUGUCUAACUUAUCUACACCGAUCCGGAUCGCUGCGGGCAGAUGACUACAGGAUCGUGUACAAAACCCUUCCCAGUUUAGCAAGGCUCUGCUCGGAGGACUUCGAUGAGGAGACCCGUGCAACGGCCGCCGAAACUCUGGCUUAUUUGGCCGAAAUUGAUUCCGAAUUGCAGCGGCUAGCCGCUAUCAGCAAUCAUCUGAUCUGCUCGUUGGCUAACUUGAUCCGGUGUCCUUCACCGCUGUCACGACAGGGAGCAUUCCGAUGCUUCGCCUCGCUGGCUGCCAACGAUGAGGACAUCCGCAAACGGAUUAUAGAAAUGGACGGGCUCAUGGAGGAGGUGCUGAAUGGAUUGAAAGACACGUGUCCGGAGGUACGACUGUCUGCCGUCCGAUGUCUGCAUUCGCUGUCGAGGUCAGUUCAACUGCUAAGAACAACGUUCCAGGAUCACUCAGUGUGGCGCCCGUUGAUGGAUCUGUUGGUAGGUGAACCAUCUCUAGAACUUCUCACCGUGGUUACAUCGACGAUAUGCAACCUGCUACUGGAGUUUUCCCCUGCCAAAGAACCAAUGCUCGAUUCCGGAGCAGUGGAAAUGUUGUGUGAGUUGACGAAGCACAGCGAUCCAGCGUUACGACUGAACGGGAGUUGGGCGUUGAUGAACAUGGCUUUCCAGGCUGAACAAAAAGUUAAAUCCAAAAUCAUCGACACGCUGGGAACGGAUCGAAUAUUCCAGCUGCUAAGCGAUUCGGACGAACGGGUCAUCAUGAAAACCCUGGGACUUCUAAGGAAUCUCCUUAGCAAUACGUUGCACAUUGAGAUUAUAAUGUCGGAACAUUCGUCGGAAGUGCUGCGAGCGGUGAAUUUGGUUCUGGAUGGUCCCCAUCCGGCGGAAGUGAAGGAACAGGCUUUAAUUAUUAUAAGCAACAUUACGGCUGGUGCGCGUGAUAAGGACUACGUAAUGGAAGAUGAAAACAUCAUCAAAAAGAUAAGAGAGUUUUUGGUCGUAUCCGACAACAAGCUCCAAAUGGGUGCCGUAUUUGUGGUGAGAAACCUGAUGGAGAAAGGCGGCCGACAGAAGAUGCUUCGUGAGUCGGGCAUCCUUGAGAACCUAGAGCAGUUACUACACAUGACACCCCGAGAAUCGCAGUUCUACGAAGACAUACGGCAGGAGAUUCUAAGGUUCGACUUCUCGGACGACCACUGAAAGAUCACAGCCCUGGCGAUCGCAAAUGGGGGCACAGAUGGGCCCUAUACCUGCCUACCUGGUGGAGUCUGUUUGGGAGCAGUGAUUAUUUCGAUGGGAAUUAUUCCUAUGCUCCCCCCUUCCCUAUAAAGUGUUUUAUGAUUGUUGACCAACAGUUACGAAUUGUUUUGUUUAUGCUUGUGUGUGUGCAUGUGCGUGUUUGUUGUGUGUAGGUGCGCUGGUGAGUGUGUGACAAGUGCGAAAGGUGAUAUCGUAUAAUUUUGACCAUUUUGUUGCUGCACUACACCGCGUACGUUUACAUUUUUAUAAAUCCGUAUGACAAUUGUUUAGUUUUCCUAAUUUUGCUUGCUAAUUCUACCUCUUUACAAACUCGUGGUAAUUAUAUAAGAAGAGAAGUAGUAGACGUGGUUGACUUCAUUCGACCAUUGAGUGCGUUCUGAGUGAACAUAAUUUACAGUAACAAGGAAGGAACAAUAGUGAGUUUGGAUUCCUAUAAGUGGCUCAAUAAACCAUGCAUCUAAA